Penicillium expansum is the source of this 1455-nucleotide messenger RNA. Its product is annotated as Aminoglycoside phosphotransferase. The record is from RefSeq and is a predicted model, not a curated record. NCBI's taxonomy places the organism in Eukaryota, Fungi, Ascomycota, Eurotiomycetes, Eurotiales, Aspergillaceae. Bases 1 to 1455 code for a protein of 484 amino acids. The transcript has 2 exons.
AUGCAAAUAACCCCUGACGACCUACUCUGGGAGCAAGCCGAAGACAUAUCUCAUGAGUGGCUUAAACAAUUUCUUGGCCAUGACAUCUGGAUAUCGAUCGCAGGUUUCAUGCUCGCUCAUAACAGAGGCGUUGGUAACGAGAUUGAUAUACUCAAGAAGGGAUCUUACAACAUUUCCCUGUGGCUGAAGUACGAAAAUGAAGCUACCGUGAUCCGGUUGUCACAGCCUGGUGCCGUUAUGUUUCCCGAAGAGAAAGUCGUGAAUGAAGUUGCUGUCAUGCGAUUUCUCACGGAUCAGACAUUGAUAAACAUUCCUUUCAUUCUUCACUCGGGUACAAAGAAAGAGAGCCCUCUCGAACUCGGUUCAUUCAUCAUGAUGGAAUAUAUCGAGCAUAAAACCAAGAUUUACGCUGCUCUCAACACACCAGGAUGUCCGGCAGAGGAGCGUGGAGUUCUGGAUCCGGACAUCGAUGAGGCCAGGCUUGAACUGCUAUAUGGUCAGCUAGCGGGUAUCCUGCUUCAGCUCUCUGCGACUUCUUUCCCUCGUAUCGGGUCUCUCGGUCAAAUCGACGAGUUCACCUGGGACGUCACACGCCGGCCUUUGACAAUAAACAUGAACGAGCUUGUCCGAAUUGGAGGCUUACCACAGUCUAAGCUUCCCUAUCUAAAUGCUACAUUUGACACAUCUUCAUCAUACAUGGAAGCCCUUGCAGACAUCAACAUUGAACAUUUGGUUCAUCAAAGAAACGAUUCCGUGGACUCCGCAGACGACUGUCGACGAAAGUUCGUUGCACGACAGCUGUUCCGCAAGCUAGCCAGGGAAAAGAAACUCACGAAUCCAUUACUUGAAAAAGGGCCUUUCAAAAUUUGGUGUGAUGAUCUACGGCCGGCUAAUGUGCUACUCAAUGAGAACCCUACACAAAUUGCCGGGGUGGUAGAUUGGGAGUUCACAUAUGCAGCCCCCGUUGAAUUUUCCUAUGCGCCACCUUGGUGGUUGCUUAUCGAGAAGCCUGAGUUUUGGCCAGGAGGGAUUGAGGACUGGACAAGAGUGUUUGAACAUCGUCUAAAGACAUCUUUUCUCAAGGCAAUGAAGGAUUGUGAAGAUACAGCAAUCCAACAAGGUCGGUUAAGAGAAGACCAGCGACUUUCCGGUCCUAUCUUUGCCUUUGAUGAAAAUUACUGGCAGAAGAUUGACCCGCGGUUUUUUGGACCUACUAAAGACAUCGAGGGAGCAUGGAAACAGAGAUUGGGUCUAUUGGAUGAGCAGGAAAAGGAGGAGAUGGAGCUACUAGUGGCUCGGAAGUUGAUGGAGAUGGAGACAAGGACUCUAUCGUGGGAUCCAGAUGAGUACACUCUGGCAUUUCGCGAGCAAUUGAAGAGUCAAGAAAAAGCGAAAGUCGAGAACAACCUAGAAGAGAGCAUGGAUAGUGAGCCUUCCCACGAUGGGACCAAGUGA